This is a messenger RNA of Fusarium oxysporum Fo47, 1083 nucleotides long. RefSeq names its product F-box protein. Gene Ontology annotation, molecular function: protein binding. The record is from RefSeq and is a predicted model, not a curated record. Lineage: Eukaryota; Fungi; Ascomycota; Sordariomycetes; Hypocreales; Nectriaceae. The transcript has a single exon. Bases 1 to 1083 code for a protein of 360 amino acids.
AUGGCAGCCAACACAAAUGUCGGAGAGGAUGGAGACACAAUUAUCAACGCCUGUACAUACCACAGGAUGGAAUUCGACAGGGUCCUGAUACGGACGAAUGAGCGAAAGCUCGAUGCACCAUUUCUGCUGUCUACCUCGGAUACCACCUCAUCGUCAAGCCUCGGUAUCUUGAGCCGCCUGCCCGAGGAGUUGAUUCUCAUGAUACUUCGCGAACUUGACAUUCUCUCGUAUCUGCGUUUUCGGGGCGUCAAUAACCGUGCACGCAGCAUAGCGACAGCAUCGCGCGAGUACAAAACGGUGGUGAAGCAUGGACUUCAGGGACUGAAACCAUUGCUCAAGGCAGAGCUGGCACAUGUUUGUACCAUUGCUCACUUCUACCAGACGUUAGUCAGUAACAAGUGCGAGUUCUGCGGAAAGUUUGCAACGUUUCUAUAUCUUAUUGCUUGCCAGCGAUGCUGCUUCACUUGUCUGCAAAUCUCUGUCGACCUGCACGUUCUCCCUGUCCCGGUACCUAAAGCGUUCGCGAAAGCAGUGAAAUGUUCAAGUAAGGAGAUCGAAAAGAUCUCUGGACCUAAACUUCGAGUGGUCUAUGGAAAAUACUCUCUACAGCCAUGGCCAAACGUUAAGAGACCCAGAUACCUUGUACAAGCCAAGCCUGUUGUUGAGAAGCUCAGGUCUCUUGGCUCUUCUCCAAGAAUCCCAAAGUCGGUACUAUCACAUCAACCGCAAAGUCAAUCUCACGACGAAAUAAGACAUGACUUUUGCUACCGGUAUAUGGCUGCUGCUGCUUUACCAUGGUACGAUUUGAGUAAUGACAGGAUGGAACCAGGGAUGAAUUGCAAAGGAUGUCAAUUCCGCGUUGAAGAGUAUGAACGCACGAACAGACGUCUGGACCCGCCAUGGGGUUUCAAUGAUAGGGAUCGGGUGUACUCACGGGAGGAGUUCUUGUGCCAUUUCGGAUCUUGUACGCAUGCCCAGAAAGUAUGGGCUGACACACAAGAGAAACGAAUGGCUCCAGAAUCAGCUUUCACUCUCCAGGGCGGGAUUGUGCUGCAUUAUGAACCCAGACACGAACUUCAUUGA